ACGUGAGAUAGACAAGCCGGAAGCCGGAGGAGGCGGGCCGGGUUCUUUCCUAGUGUCCGAAGGGGUCCAAGGGGGGAGGGGGUCUGAAAUCCUUAGGUCUCGUGCCGCCGCCGGGAUGGAGCGGGCGCGCGCGGCGGGGGAGCGGCUCUUGCGGCGCGUGCGCGGGGCCGAGGCGCUGCGCGAGGCCUGCCGGCAGUACCCGCUCUUUUGCUGCCUCCUCCUGGGGCUCAGCGUGGCCACCAUUCUGCUCAGCAGGUACCUUCAUGUUUUAAUGAUCUUCUGGUCAUUUGUGGCAGGCGUUGUGACAUUCUAUUGUUCCUUAGGUCCGGAUUCUCUGUUACCAAACAUUCUGUUUACAAUAAAACAUAAAACCAAGCAAUUAGAAUUUCAAGAGCCGUAUGCCCAAGGGCUCAGCUGUGAUGUAUGUGGUAACAUCAAGUGUAAUAGACAUAGGCUUGCAUUGCUGCUAGAAAAUUAUCAGCCAUGGCGAGACCUGAAUGUUCCCUCUAAAGUUGAUGCUUCACUCUCAGAGGUGUUUGAGCUGUUGCUGGAUAACUUUGUUUAUCCUUGGUACAGGGAUAUAACUGACGAUGAAUCUUCUGUGGAUGAACUAAGAGCAACUUUAAGAUUUUUUGCAUCUGUGGUAGUACGCAGAAUUUACAAGGUGGAUAUUCCAACAGUUAUAACAAGGAAAAUGCUGAAGGUAGCCAUGAAGCAUAUAGAAGUAAUAGCCAAAGCUAGACAGAAAGUGAAAAACGCUGAAUACUUACAGCAGGCUGCUUUGGAAGAGUAUGGUCCAGAGCUCCAUGUGGCUUUGAGAAGUAGGAGAGAUGAACUACAUUACUUAAGGAAACUUACUGAGCUUUUGUUCCCCUACAUUCUGCCUCCAAAGGCAACAGUCUGCAGAUCAUUCACCUUACUUCUAAGAGAAAUUCUCUCUGGUUCUGUCCUCCUUCCCUCCAUGGAUUUCUUAGCUGAUCCGGAUACUGUGAAUCAUCUGCUACUCAUCUUCAUUGAUGACAGUCCUCCUGAGAUAGCAACAGAGCCUGCAUCAGCAUUGGUUCCCUUUCUACAGAAGUUUGCAGAGCCCAGAAAUAAGAAGCCCUCAGCCUUGCAAUUGGAAUUGAAAGAGAUCAGAGGCCACCAGGAUCUUUUCUUUCUCUUCAUGAAUUUUUUGAAAAAAGAAGGAGCAGUGCACGUAUUGCAGUUUUACCUUGAUGUAGAGCAAUUUAAUGACAGAAUUUUACAGCCAGAAUUGUCUGAUGAUGAAAUGAUGUCCCUUCAUGAAGAAGUAGUGAAAAUCUACAAAACAUACUGCUUGCAUCAAAGCAUUGACAAAAUUAAAUUUGAUCCUUUCAUUGUGGAAGAGAUACAGAGUAUUGCUGAAGGACCCUAUGUUGACGUUGUUAAACUGCAAACAAUGAGAUGCUUCUAUGAAGCCUUUGAACAUGUUUUUUCCCUCUUAGAGACUGUCUUCAUACCUAGAUUCUGCCACACUGAUGAAUUUUUCAGGUAUCUCUUAAAAGAAGAUGAAUCCCCAACGCGCAAUUCCAAAUCAAACAAGAGUUCCCAGAAGAAAGGAGAGUCUGGAAUCAGAAGUAUAAGUAGCAAAAUCAAAGGAGUGUUCAAGAGUACCACAAUGGAAGGGGCUGUGCUGCCCAGCUAUGGCCUCGGUGAAGGAGAGGAUGACUUUAUUGAAGAAGGCAUUAUGGUAAUGGAAGAUGAUUCUCCUGUGGAAGCACUUAGCGCGCCAAAUACACCUCGUAAUCUUGCCGCUUGGAAAAUUACCAUUCCAUAUGUGGACUUCUUUGAAGAUUCCUAUGAAAGGAAAGAGAGAAGGGAGAGAAUUCCAGUAUUUUGCAUUGAUGUGGAGAGGAAUGACAGAAUGGCAGUUGGGCAUAAACCUGAGCACUGGUCUGUUUACAGAAGGUAUCUGGAGUUUUACGUCCUUGAAUCAAAGCUAACAGAAUUUCAUGGUACAUUUCCUGAUGCUCAGCUUCCUUCAAAGAGGAUCAUUGGACCAAAGAACUAUGAAUUCCUAAAGUCAAAGAGAGAAGAGUUUCAGGAAUACCUGCAGAAACUUUCUCAACAUCCAGAACUAAGCAACAGCCAACUUCUGGCUGACUUCUUGUCUCCCAAUGGUGGUGAAACACAAUUUCUUGACAAAAUGUUGCCUGAUGUAAACCUUGGCAAAAUUAUAAAAUCUGUUCCUGGAAAACUAAUGAAAGAGAAAGGCCAGCACUUGGAGCCAUUUAUUAUAAAUUUUAUUAAUUCCUGUGAACCUCCUAAGCCUAAGCCAAGUAAACCAGAACUUACUAUUCUCAGUCCUACGUCUGAAAACAACAAAAAGCUUUUUAAUGAACUCUACAAGAACAAUGCAAACCGUUCAGAGAACUUAGAGAGAAGACAAAAUCAGAACUACUUUAUGCAAAUGAUGACUGUUGAAGGAGUCUAUGACUACUUAAUGUAUAUUGGUAGAGUGGUUUUCCAUAUACCUGACUGGCUUCAUCACAUCCUGAUGGGAGGGCGGAUUCUCUUCAAAAACACCUUAGAGGCAUACACUGACUAUUACCUGCGGUACAAGCUAGAGCAGCUCUUUCAGGAGCACCGUUUGGUGUCACUUAUCACACUUUUAAGAGAUGCUGUGUUCUGUGAGAACUCUGAGCAUCGGCCUCUUCAAGAUAAGCACAAACGAGCAAAGCAGACCUUUGAUGAAAUGAUGAAAUACAUUCCAGAUUUGAUAGGGAAGUGCCUUGGAGAGGAGGCCAAAUACGAAGGCAUCAGACUUCUGUUUGAUGGAUUACAGCAGCCAGUGCUUAACAAACAGUUAACGUAUGUUCUUCUGGAUAUUGGAAUUCAGGAGCUAUUUCCAGAGCUGAGUAAUGAGAUGCCCUAGGACUUGCGGCUGAUGUUAACAUCCCCUUCUGCUGCCUUGUCCCAUUUCCUUUAUCAUCUAUGAAACAUCCUGGGUCCAGAUGGAUCCAAAGAUCUGCAAGGAGAAGAAACCCAACCGUGGCUCCCUUCCUUGAAUUGCUGAGCUAGGGCAAGGCUUUGGAUGGCAACAGUCCAUGUGCCAGGGCUUCAGCAUUGCUUUUGUUGGCAUGCAGCCUGAAACAGGAGCUGUACUUCUGUACAAACAGAAGAACAAAUGGAUUUCAGUUCUCGUACACAAGACUCAUGCAUUAAGCCAGAAAAGCCCUUUGUGACCACAGAAGAAGCCUUCUGAGGAAGGAGGGGCACUUCUGGAACCUCCUCAGUAAUUUUGAUUUUUAUGGGUCUUGCCCAUUGUUUAUAAGAGUGAGUUUUACUGGUUUCUGAGAAGCACAGAGAACAAUUUUAUUGAGCACUGCGCAAUUGAAGAAUUGGACAAUGGACCAACCAAAGUCCCCUUUUCUCCAUUAAUCAACCUUUGAUCAGAUUUCUCUGGAGAUUGACAAGCAAGAUAAAAACAGAACCAUUCCUUAUUGUGUAUCCCAACAGUACCAUUACAAAUAGUAAUAAUUCUGAUUACCAAUAUGGAAUUACCAUAGUUAUCGAAUGAUCCAUUCUCUAUGCAUUUGACUCGGCCUUUUAAAGCAAUGUGCCCUAGCUGUUAUUGCAAGUUAUUAUGACAAUACAUUUUUUUCACAGAAUCUGAAAUACACAUUGCAGAGAUUCUUUUAUUGGGUCAAAUGAAAGACACACAGUGCAUCAUACUUCAUCAGGCAAAGAUGGUUAAAAAUCAUGUAGGGAAAGAAAAGCAAUGAUAUUGAGGUCAUAAGUGUGCAUCUUGCUUCAUGUAUUUACUUGAGAUGGUCUUGGUGGAAGUGCAGAUAGAGGCCAACACUGUCACUCUCCCCCCCCCCCCCCCCACACACACACAUACUUGUUUUAACAUCUUAGAAUGAUUAAGAAGCUAUUUGGUUUUGAAAGCUAGCAUGAUAUAUUUUGGCAAGAUUAAGAAAGAAAUCACCAUAACACGUAUUUCGGAUUUUGUUGUAAACAUAGCUACCCUUACAUUUUUUCCACAUGGUGCACCAUGAAAUGAAAAUGUCUUUACCCUGUCAGACUUUGUUUUUAUAAAAAAGAAUAUUUCCCCUAUUUAUGAUGUUUUAUUUAUUGUUUCCUCACCACAGGGUCAUUU
Messenger RNA from Anolis carolinensis (green anole), 4123 nucleotides. It is a transcript of the gene snx14, whose product is annotated as sorting nexin 14. Bases 116 to 2896 code for a protein of 926 amino acids. Gene Ontology annotation, biological process: autophagosome maturation. The record is from RefSeq and is a predicted model, not a curated record. Gene Ontology annotation, molecular function: phosphatidylinositol-3,5-bisphosphate binding. Lineage: Eukaryota; Metazoa; Chordata; Lepidosauria; Squamata; Anolidae. The transcript has 28 exons. Gene Ontology annotation, cellular component: late endosome.